GCUGGACUCGGUCCCGGUGACACAUAACCGAGCGCGUUGGCAAGGACAACAAGUUGCUGUGUACUUUUUGGUUUUGCUUGGCUGUGUUGAGAAAGAAAGCAAGCUUUUUUUAUUAUUAUUUUGGCAGUGUGGGAUCUAAAACCCCAUCAUGGCUAAAGAUCCACUAGCAGAAGCUGGACUUCAUUUCGAUGAGCUGAACAAGUUACGAGUCCUCGAUCCAGAUGUCUCGCAGAAAACCACCGAGCUCAAGGAGGAAUGCAAAGACUUUGUUGACAAGAUUGGCCAGUUUCAGAAAAUAGUGGGUGGACUCAUUGAAAUGGUGGAUGAAUUGGCCAAGGAAGCAGAAAAAGAAAAAAUGAAGGCGAUAGGAGCCCGAAAUCUGCUGAAGUCUGUCGCGAAACAGCGGGAGGCUCAGCAGCAGCAACUUCAGGCGCUAAUUGCAGAGAAGAGGAUGCAGCUGGAAAGGUAUAGAAUUGAAUAUGAAGCUCUCUCCAAAGUUGAAGCAGAGCAGAAUGAAUUCAUUGACCAGUUUAUGCUACAGAAAUGAUAGUCUUUUCUUCAGCAUCAUGGCAAGAGGACAAUAAGCACGAUGGUGUGUGUCUUUUUGAUGAAGAUGUCACUGAUUCUCACUUGGUCAUCUGUUUCAAUGUGUGGAUUUAACAGCCUGGACAUGUGACCUAUAUCAUGACCAAUUCCUCGGGUUACAACUGUAACAUAUCAGUACCACAAUAAGGCAUUAGAUAAGUAUUUGUAUAAAACAAAAAAAAAUAUUUAUAAUAUUUAUAUAGAAUUAUUCUGUAAAUCUUAUUUUGAUACCUUUUUUUGCUACCAGGUAAUAAAUACAGUAUCUGCAUGUUACUGUAAAUAAUUACAAAAUCAAGACUUGAGUGAUCUAUCUGUACAUUUUGUAGUCUUUGUGAUUUAUAUACUUUGGGUUUUAUCGUAUCUGUAACGACUUGACAUCGUCAAUUGUUUACGGGACCAUACAUGUGUACAAAGAGGUGUGUUUUCAAACUUCAGGAAUUUUUUAUCAAAACCAAAAGCUGUUUCUUAACCAAACAGCUCAUUUAUUUUUCUUUUUGGUUUAUUUCAAAGUAUUGUUAAAAACAUCCCAGUUAUCAAAAUAAUAUUUGUUUUGAAAGACACUACAUAAACUGAUGUGACUGAUAAUUAAAUAAAAUUAUUUUGUUCA
This is a messenger RNA of Clarias gariepinus (North African catfish), 1192 nucleotides long. RefSeq names its product intraflagellar transport 20 homolog (Chlamydomonas) (gene ift20). The coding region runs from base 149 to 547 and encodes 132 amino acids. Lineage: Eukaryota; Metazoa; Chordata; Actinopteri; Siluriformes; Clariidae. Gene Ontology annotation, cellular component: intraciliary transport particle B; cilium; Golgi apparatus. The record is from RefSeq and is a predicted model, not a curated record. Gene Ontology annotation, biological process: intraciliary transport; centrosome localization; protein localization to cilium. The transcript is spliced from 5 exons.